AUGGAGAAAAAAUGUUCUAUUCAACAGCUUACUGAAGAAAAGGAAAUACAAAAAAAGGGUGCGAUAUGCUUGCAAAAUUGUACUUAUUCCAUUGUACAUGAAGUAGCAAUGACAAUGGGCAUGCAUAUAGUAAAGCCUGAAGGAUCGUGGGAUUUGUGGUGGUGUACCACACCCAUGGACUUUAAAAAAGCCAAAACUUUAAAAAAAUACCAAAAGACGAAUCAUUUUUUGGGUAUGUCAGAAAUUUGUCGUAAGGAUUCAUUGGCUCGCAAUCUCAACACAAUGUCCAAUAGUUUUCGAGACGAUUAUAACUUUUAUCCUAUGACGUGGUAUUUACCAUCAGAGUAA
Messenger RNA from Macrosiphum euphorbiae (potato aphid), 348 nucleotides. The record is from the annotation of a GenBank genome assembly. NCBI's taxonomy places the organism in Eukaryota, Metazoa, Arthropoda, Insecta, Hemiptera, Aphididae.